Molecule: messenger RNA, 381 nt
Organism: Penicilliopsis zonata CBS 506.65
Lineage: Eukaryota; Fungi; Ascomycota; Eurotiomycetes; Eurotiales; Aspergillaceae
Exons: 1
Coding region: 118-294 (58 amino acids)
Source: RefSeq, a predicted model, not a curated record
CUGAUAACAGGCAACUGAGACAUUAAACAAAGAAACAUCUGAAACAGUUGCAAGGAUGAGGUUAUAAACAAUGCCAUUGUAACAAAGAAAGCUGGGGAAGUCUGGAGGUGAACAAGGAUGACCCCUAUUCAGAGAACAAAGAACCAUUAUUUUCCAUCUGAAGAAUGCGUUUUCCAGCCUAUCAGACUGUUCAUUCAGCCUAGAUCUAGGCAGUCAAUGUCUCAGAUUCUUUGUUCUGCUGAAUGUUGCUUCUUUGUUCCUGUCUUGCCAGUCACGGAACUUGCCGAGAGCUGAGACAGAGCUGAAGAAAGCAGAGGCUGUGGGGGAUAGACACUGCAAUCGGGAUUUCCAAUAGACUAAAUGAGAGAUAGAUGAUGCUGG